This is a messenger RNA of Callithrix jacchus (white-tufted-ear marmoset), 2123 nucleotides long. The record is from RefSeq and is a predicted model, not a curated record. Lineage: Eukaryota; Metazoa; Chordata; Mammalia; Primates; Cebidae.
AUGUUGCUGUCAGCUCACCAACUAAGUGCGAGUGUGACUUGCUGGGCCCAUUUUCCCAUGGUCUGUAGAAGGCGCUGUGAAGCACAUCCUGUUCUAGCUCGGGGGCCCUUCCCCCCUCUGCAGCCUUACCCAGUGCAGAGAAUGCGCCCCCUACUGACUCCAACACUCAUCGCCUUUAGCCGACUUGGCUGCGGUGCAUUUUGGCCAGGCUGGCUGCUGGCCUCGGUGGGCUCACGGGGCGGAGAAGGGGGUCGGGCUGCAGGAGGAGGCGCCUGGCCCUCCAGAGCAGAGCCGGGUAGCGGUCCGUGCCGGGACUGGCGGCCCGUCGGCGCCGGGGUGUGCAAAGAAGCGUGUGUGCGGCUGGAGGGCGGCGAUGCGAACAACAAUGCGCCCGCGCCCGGGGCCGGGCUGGGCAGACGGCCGCGCGGGCCGGGGUCGGGAGGCAGGGCUGGGCCGCGGGUCCGCGCGCGGCGGCGCCAGGCUUACCUUGACUCGGCCUCAAGGCGCGCGUGGGGCCGGCGUGCUCGGGGGCCGGACGGCGGCGGCGGCGGGCGGAUGGCGGCGGCACGGCGGUGGCGGCAGCGGGGAGGGCGCGCCCGGGGCCUCGUCGCGCUCCGGCUCGGCGGGCUCCGGCUCGCGCCGCGGCCGCGGGUGCUGCCGGGGGGCGCGGCGGGCGCAGCAGAGCGGCGGGCGGCGGCGGCGUCGUCGAGCGGUGCAGACAAAGGAGGGGCGGAGGGAGGAGACGGAGGGUGUGGGAGAGGCGGCUUCACCGGCGCGGGCGGCGGCGGCCGCGCUCCUCUCGCUCCUCAGCAGCGGGGACCGAGAGAGGGAGCUGUGUCUGAGAAGACGCCAAAAUCCCCCUUAGCGCUGCCUGCGGGAGUGGGAGGGGGCACAAGAUGGCGGCGGCCGGGGGGGGCGGGAGUUCAGCUCAUGGAUCCCGGCGGGCGGCGGAGGGGAGACCGGGCCAGCGGAGGCGGCGGCGGCAACAGGCGGGGGAGGGGGGCUGAUCCCGCGUCUCCCCUCAGCAGACAAUACAAGCGCCUCGGACCGAGUCCCCGAACCUGCCCCAGCCAAAAUGGCGGCCGAGAAAGAGAGGAAGUGACACAGGGUCUCACUCUGUUGUCCAGGAAUGAUCACAGGUCACUGCAGCCUUGACCUUUCAGACUCAAGUGAAUCUCCCACCUCAGCCUCCCAAGUAGCUGGGACCACAGGUGAGUACCACCACACCCAGCUAAUUUUUUUAUUUUUUGUAAAGACAGGAUCUCCCUGUGUUCUCCAGGCUGGUCUCCAACACCUGUGGCUCAAGCUGUCCUCUUGCCCUGGACUCCCAAAGUGCUGGGAUUAUAGACAUGAGCCACUGUGCCUGGCCUCAAUAAAUUUCUUCAGCAGCCAAAUUAAGCCAGGAAAAUGUAGUAAUCAGGAAUAUUGUUCAAUAAAUAAUUUAGAGACACCCCUUUUAUUUGCAAAAGAAAGUCAACUUAAACUAAUUUUCUCAAAGCAUGCCCUUACUCAAAUUUUAAAAGAUACUACAUGAUCCAUAACCUAUGCUACAGUUAGAAAUUAACUGAUCUCUUCUGAAAUACUUUAGAGAGAGUAGAUAAACGUAUUAUUAGCCCUGGCUUUAUUGGAUAGCUUAGCCUGUAUUUUAACUGGCAGAAGUGCUUAAGGAAGAGAUUUUUCAUAUUAGUAGAGAUGUGAGCUUUGCUGAGGGUCUUCAAAUAAUAUGAAAACAAUUCUUUUGAGAAAAAAAUUGUUACGCUGGGCUUGGUGGCUCACAUCUCUAAUCCCAGCACUUUGGGAGUCCAAGGUGGGUGGAUGACAAGGUCAGGAUAUCAAGGUGAUCCUGGCCAACACGGUGAAACCCCAUCUCUACAUAAAAAAAGAAAAAAGUUAGCCAGGCGUGGUGGCGUAUGCCUGUGAUCCUAGCUACUUGGGAGGCUGAGGCACUUGAACCCACAGGCAGAGGCUGCAGUGAGCCAAGAUCGCACCACUGCACUCCAGCCUGGGAGACAGAGCAGGACUCCAUCUUAAAAAAAAAAAAAGAAAAAAAGAGAGAGAAACAAAUUGUUACAUAAUUCAGUAAGAUGUUUAAAAAUUACUGUAGCAGCUAUGUUUCUGCCUCA